AUGUCCAACGAACAGGCGGAAGUCCGACGAUGGUCGAUGGUUGAGAAGAAAUCUGGUAGUGACCAACGAACGGGCAUAAGUUUCACGAAGGUUGACGGAGGCUCGAAGGUGGUGAUGGUGGUUGUCAAUGGCAUAGUGAUUGGGAAGUCUAAUCAACAUUCUUUUUUUUUUUCUUCCAGGAAGGGUUAUCAACUUAUCAUGGGGUUUACAUAUGGAAAAAAUUUGAUAAUUCGUGCGUUGGUGUUGAUGAAAACUUUCAGCCCUCAUCAUCUUGUUCCCGAUGUCUCUUCGAGGGUCCCUGGAGUGCCAAGCAAAGUUCCCUUUGCAGUCUCACCCAACCUCAAUGAAGUUCAGAACAAUUUAGCUGAACCAUUAGAAAGCAUGAACCUUGAAAACCUUCUCGAGAAUGUAUUUCCUCAUCAAGAAGUGAACCAAUCUGCAUUGGAAGACCUCGAAAUAUCAAGAUUUGUUAGCAAGAACACGGUGGAUGAGGAAUGGAGAGAGAAUCAGCAGCAGAAGAAGGGUGAUAGAGAGCCACAAAGACAAGUGAGUCUUGGCGAGAUGACACUAGAAGAUUUCCUAGUGAACGCUAGAGUUGAGGUAGAUGGCUCUGGUAAGAUAAGUCACAGUACAAGAGAGUCACAAUGGCUACAGCAGCAAACGCAGCAGUGUAUGAUGGGGUCUUAUGUGCCUUCAAGGCCAGUGAAAUUGCCUACGGGCAUAGGUGCAAAUAAUGCAUCUCCUUUGUCAAAUGGGCCGAAGCGAGUUGCCGGAGAGGAAAUGGCAGAGAAGGCACUGGAGAGGAGGAAGAAGAGGAUGAUCAAGAACAGGGAGUCUGCAGCUCGUUCACGAAUUCGGAAACAGGCUUACACAAGUGAGCUGGAAAACAUAAUCUUGCGCUUAGAAGAAGAGAAUGAAAGGCUGAAGAAGGAAAAGGAGUUGGAUACAUUGCUACAUUGUGUCCCUCUACCAGAACCAAAGCAGCAGCUCCGCAGAUCAAUUUCAGCCCCUUUAUAA
Messenger RNA from Dendrobium catenatum, 1017 nucleotides. Its product is annotated as ABSCISIC ACID-INSENSITIVE 5-like protein 3. The transcript has 6 exons. Gene Ontology annotation, molecular function: DNA-binding transcription factor activity. Lineage: Eukaryota; Viridiplantae; Streptophyta; Magnoliopsida; Asparagales; Orchidaceae. Gene Ontology annotation, biological process: positive regulation of DNA-templated transcription. Bases 1 to 1017 code for a protein of 338 amino acids. Gene Ontology annotation, cellular component: nucleus. The record is from RefSeq and is a predicted model, not a curated record.